Molecule: messenger RNA, 356 nt
Organism: Bactrocera latifrons
Lineage: Eukaryota; Metazoa; Arthropoda; Insecta; Diptera; Tephritidae
Exons: 2
Coding region: 59-304 (81 amino acids)
Source: RefSeq, a predicted model, not a curated record
UUCAAAGGUUGAAUAUAUACUCAAAAGUUUCUACACUCUAUAAAAUCAUUCACGCAGGAUGGCUUCGGGAACAAACUGGAUAUAUGUCAUAAUUGGUGUUUGUCUGCUUUUAAGUCUAGUCUCUAAUACUUUUGGAAAAUCGGCAACUGAUGACAAGCUAGCGCAAACAUCUAUAAGAAAGGCAAGAUCAGCUCAGCUGCAGUAUCCGCCGCCGCGUCAGCCAAAAUUUUUGGGCCGCAUAGAAUAUGAGUUCAGGAAAGAGUUUAAUCGUCCGGGGUCACCAUAUCAGCAUAGAGACAUUUAAAAAGAAAUAAGAUAUUACAAAAAAAAAAAAAAAAAAAAAAAAAAAAAAAAAA